This is a messenger RNA of Sabethes cyaneus, 4630 nucleotides long. It is a transcript of the gene 14-3-3epsilon, whose product is annotated as 14-3-3 protein epsilon. Gene Ontology annotation, cellular component: cytoplasm. The record is from RefSeq and is a predicted model, not a curated record. Gene Ontology annotation, biological process: signal transduction. Lineage: Eukaryota; Metazoa; Arthropoda; Insecta; Diptera; Culicidae. The transcript is spliced from 5 exons. The coding region runs from base 458 to 1228 and encodes 256 amino acids.
UAGAGUGGUUUUUCUCCUUGUAAGAAGCGGUCGACGGUCUCAGAAGUGUCCCAGAGUCCCCGGUUACCGAGAGUGUGUUGUGCAGCUAGCUAAGCUCCUAGAGAUAGCCAAAGCCUAUUCCAGCGUUAGUUCCGUUAUUCCUCGUAAUCCGUGAUUUCAAACGGAAGUGCUGAAAAAAAGAAGAAAGGGCUCUCCAGGGUGCGCCGUGCGAGUUCGGGUUCCGUUUCGUUCAGUUCUCUUCCUCGCGUUCAUUUUGUUCGGCGUUUCUAUCGCCAGAAAGUUCUCGUGGCGAGGCAUAGGGUAAGAAAACCUAGUGCAGUGAGAACAACUGGAGUACGGAAUAAAAAGGCAUAAAAGCCGGAAUACCUGCGUGGAUUUAUAACGAAGAAAAAAGUGUUUUCAACCAGUGUGUUUCCAUUUUUUCUGUAAGUGGAACUAAGCCGGAAACUCGUCCAAAAUGUCGGAACGUGAAAAUAACAUUUACAAAGCCAAGUUGGCAGAACAGGCAGAGCGAUACGACGAAAUGGUUGAAGCCAUGAAGAAGGUCGCCUCCCUGGAUGUCGAGCUCACAGUCGAGGAGCGAAAUCUGCUCUCGGUGGCCUACAAGAACGUCAUCGGUGCACGACGCGCCUCCUGGCGGAUAAUUUCCUCGAUCGAACAGAAGGAAGAGAAUAAGGGUGUGGAAGAAAAGUUGGAGAUGAUCAAAAACUAUCGCUCCCAAGUGGAGAAGGAAUUGCGCGACAUCUGCUCCGACAUUCUUGAAGUUUUGGACAAACAUCUGAUCCCAUGCGCGACGACCGGCGAGAGCAAAGUGUUCUACUACAAAAUGAAGGGCGAUUACCACCGCUACCUGGCCGAGUUCGCCACCGGUGGUGACCGCAAGGACGCCGCCGAGAACUCGCUGGUUGCAUACAAGGCUGCCAGUGAUAUCGCAAUGACAGACCUUCCACCGACGCACCCGAUCCGGUUGGGCUUGGCACUCAACUUUUCAGUAUUCUACUACGAAAUCCUGAAUUCGCCGGAUCGUGCCUGCCGCCUAGCGAAAGCUGCAUUCGACGAUGCAAUCGCCGAGCUCGAUACCCUCAGUGAGGAAAGCUACAAAGACUCUACGUUAAUCAUGCAGCUUCUGCGAGACAACCUUACAUUAUGGACAUCCGAUAUGCAGGGUGACGGCGAAGGUGAGCAGAAGGAACAAAUUCAGGAUGUUGAAGACCAGGACGUGUCGUAAUUUGUUACACAACUGGUUUAUGUGUGAAUUUAUUUUAUUAAUUAAAGCAACUAAUAUUAAGCAUUAUUAAAUAAGCUAUACAUAAGACAGCAACAAACAACAACAAAGAAAAAAGAAGAAAAAAAUUCAUUACACUACAGAUAAACAGAAUAUCAAGAAGACGAUAAACACACAUUCAUGUAAAAGCGUGACAAAAACCAGCCACAUUGAAAAAAAAUCGAAAGAGUGAAACAAAAGCAGAUACUAUUCACGAACAUAUUGAAUUGCAACAGGAGAAUUAAGAGAACCAGGAGUCGAGCCAGAAUGUUAAAACGAGAGCAAUUAGAAUAAAAACCGAAAUAGAAAAACAAAGAGAUAAUUGACACCAGUAAAGAUCCUCUUGGCAUCAAAAUCCGAUCAAAAGAAUGCAGUAUCAGCCAACAAAGCACUCGAACACACACACCACACUUAGACACACACACAAACAUGCACUCAUCUUCACACACUUGCAAACAUUACACGAACACAUGAAUACUUACUACUAUUACAUCAAAAACAGCGUAUUAGAGCAUAUUAAUUACUACAACUACUACUAGUAAAAAGCUAAUGAAAAUUCAGCUGAGUGGUGUAAAAAGAGAAAAAAAUCAUCAUCCAUUAAAUGUGUAUUGUUUUUGUCAAUAUAUAUUAAUAAAAAAUAAAUAAUGAAAAGUACGAAAAAAUAAAAAAUGGAAAUUUAAAAGCAUAAAAACGAGAACGAGAGUAGUAGCAAUGUCCGGGAAGAAGAGAACGAAAUGGGAAGAAAACGCUGUAGGCGCGCGCGCAGUGUCACUUCAACUUCUAACUGAAAUAUACUACCAGCUGAGUCAGUCAGUCAGUCAGCGGUGGGUGAUGGCGGCGGUGGUGACUCGGAGUUGAUGAGGCGCAGAGCACCAGGCACACACUUUCAAGUUGUGGUGGUCCUGUUCGUAACCAUCCUUCUCCUCUAGUUUCUAGCUUCGUUGUUGGUGACGUGCGAGAAGAACAUUCCCAAUUUUCCAGCGAAAACCUGCCGCUUUUGUUGUGGCGCAGCGUCGGAAAACCAUUGCGACUAUUUGUUCGUCGCUAUCUGUCAGUAUUCCAGCUUUUAUUCCCUGAAGAGUAUUCUUAUUGCGUGUGGGAAACCAUCACCAGUGGUCUUCCGACUUAAUUUUUGGCUGUUUGUGUAGUGAAGCGACACCGGCCCUAAUAAACGUUUCCACCGUGUGUAACCCCGUUUCUACUCUUCUCUUUGUUCGUCCGGUUUUUAGAAUGGUAUAGCUUUGUGUUUUUUCCGCGCCGAAAAUUAUUUGAAUCCCAUUGCGCUAGACAGUAGUGGCCCCCAUCAUAGCUAAACGAGGGAAUUACUAGCAUGGUAAAAUUAAUGAUUAAUAGUAGUACUAUGACUAGGUGUAAAAAAUUCAAUUCGAAACUGAUACAGUAUAUGCAGAGAAAUUCUCGACCGCAGACUUAAGCAUGCAAGCAAACAAACGUCUAACGGAAGGACUUUUUUUUCAUACUUUUUCCACUAAAAAUGAGCAUUUUAUCUAACGAGUCAUUUCCAUCAUUUUUGAGUUUCUCGCCAUUCAUAAAUCUACCCGCUCGGUAGGACCAUUUCACAAUUUGUCCCCCUUCAGGUCUGUAUUUGAUCUUAAUUUGACGAGAAAAACAGUAAAAGAGCAACUAAAGCAGGGAAAUACGAACGUUUGAAAUUUGUCCAUCUAAGGAAGUGGAUUUUUCCAGCCCAACAGUCCAUCAUUGAAUCUUACCGCGGUAAAAAGGAGCACAAACAUUUCCCAACAACAAAAAAUUCUCGGCUGGUUGAAUUCUCUACCUUAGUGUGAGUCAAAUUUCGUGAAUAAAACAAAAAUAUGAAAAAGUGCGAGCGAAUUUUCUACUGAAUGAUAAAAAUCAACCAAAAAUGUGAAAUAUACGGUUUUCUGAAAAUGAAUAAUAGUGAAUUAAACCGAAAUAGUCUAGUAAAUAAUGGAAAAAAACAAAAGUCAUUGCAUUUAUUGAGAACACAAAAAUGACGGAUUGAGAGGGAGAAAAAAAUACCCACGAUGAAAUACGCAUACCAACCGGCGACGAAACAAGCAGCAACAUUAACAGACACUUAAGAAAGCUAUGUUUUAAUCAGCAAAACAGGACACGCAAAUAAGACAAAAAGAAAUAAAAUAUAUAUGCAAACAAAAAAAAAACCUUUUCUAGUAGUAGCCAUUGGAAGCAGCUUUUUAAUUGCAAUUUUCAGAUUACGUAUUCAAGUGUGUUUCACACUCAUAGCAUACCUUAAUAUUUCCCCGGGAGCUGAUUUAAAUUUUUUAUUAUAAACUGUCUUUCCUUUCGUUCCAAUGCAAUAUUUUAAUUGAGCGAUUAGUACCAAACAAAGAAAAUAUCCGACGUAUCAAUUUCCGAAUUAAAUUUAAGGCGGUAAAGUAAUACAGAAUAAUAAUUACUAAAGAGAAAACAAGAAAACCUAUUGAUUAUUAUGAGUAGAAGCAUAAAUUUAAAGGUAAAUUAAUUAAAUAGAACCAUGCAAAACUACUUAAAAACACUAAUUAUCAACGCAAGAAGCCAAGACAGCUGAACCCAAAAUCCACACGCGCGUACAAAACAAGAGAAAAACUUCCACACCGAAUCAAAAAUAAUGAAAUCUCGACAUUUUCUUAAUUCUUCUAGUUUGAGUAUUGACAAAGAGAAGUUUUAUGGCCGGCAAAUUAGAGGAAACCCUAGCCUUGCAAAGAAAAAAAAAACAAAGCCGAAAGCAGCUUCGGGUUUUCGUUUAUCAAAUUCGAGCGAGUGCUACCCAUGAACAAGCGCAACUUUUGUUUCCUCUCAAAUUUUCGAUCACUCACCUAUGUUUCCGGUUUUUCGAAUGACAAAACUAAGAAAGCAGAAAAGACUCUUUUGAAGAGAGGAGCGUGCGAGCAAGCGAAAGCGAGAAGCGAAACAAUGAACGGUUUUAAUUUGUGUUCUACUAAGUUUAUACACCUUCGAAAAAGCAAAAGCAACAGCUCAGCCCCAAAAGCCUAGCGGUUGAUUUUUGAUUCAGAGCCGAAGAGAAAAUGUAAGAAUUCACACACGAACAGAUGGUAACAAAAACAAAUGAAAAAAAAGAAAAGAAAUGCAAAACAACAAACAGAAUUAAAUAAACAUUACACGAGACGAAAAAAAACUUGGAGAAUUAAGAAGCAUUCUCAUUCUAAUGAAUAAAUUAUAUGAUUGAAACAAAAAAAAAACAAAACAUGGAAAAGCAACACAACAACUAUUAAACAAAACACGUGAAAAGAAAGCAAGCAAAAACAAUAGUGAAUAAUAUAAACAUGAAGAAUCCAUCAAGCAACAGCAAGCAGAAAAAUGGAAAAAUAUUGAAAAAUAAAGCUCUAAGAAAAAAAAGAUUGAUGUUAU